AUGGCGCUCGGGCUGCUCAUCGCGGUGCCCCUGCUGCUGCAGGCGGCGCCCCCCGGUGCGGCGCACUACGAGAUGAUGGGCACCUGCCGCAUGAUCUGCGACCCGUACAGCGCCGCGCCCGGAGGGGGCCCCGCGGGCGCCAAGGCGCCGCCGCCCGGACCCAGCACCGCUGCCCUGGAAGUCAUGCAGGACCUCAGCGCCAACCCUCCGCCCCCCUUUAUCCAGGGACCCAAGGGCGACCCAGGGCGACCUGGCAAACCAGGGCCCCGGGGUCCCCCUGGAGAACCUGGUCCGCCUGGGCCCAGAGGCCCUCCAGGGGAGAAGGGCGACUCGGGAAGGCCAGGGCUGCCCGGGCUGCAGCUGACAACGAGCGCGGCCGGUGGCGUCGGAGUGGUGGGCGGCGGAGCCGGGGGCGGCGGCGAUCCCGAGGGCGAAGUGACCAGCGCGCUGAGCGCCGCCUUCAGUGGCCCCAAGAUCGCUUUCUACGUCGGACUCAAGAGCCCCCACGAAGGCUACGAGGUGCUCAAGUUCGACGACGUGGUCACCAAUCUGGGUAAUCACUACGACCCCACCACGGGCAAGUUCAGCUGCCAGGUGCGAGGAAUCUACUUCUUCACCUACCACAUCCUCAUGCGCGGCGGAGACGGCACCAGCAUGUGGGCAGAUCUCUGCAAGAACGGACAGGUCCGAGCCAGCGCCAUCGCUCAAGACGCAGACCAGAACUACGACUACGCCAGUAACAGCGUGGUGUUGCACCUGGAUUCGGGGGACGAGGUGUACGUGAAGCUGGACGGUGGGAAGGCGCACGGUGGCAAUAACAACAAGUACAGCACGUUUUCGGGCUUUCUUCUGUACCCGGAUUAGGGGCGCUGAGGGAGUGCGCGCACACGCUGGGUGGCUUCAAGCUGCCAGGUUCCCGCGGGAGCGCGCGGCUCUUUGGUGAGGGCCACUCUUCAGCUUCAUGACACUUCCUGAUCUUUUUGAUGGAAAAGACACAUCCCUGCUGUCCUCCUUGCCCCGCUCCUGGCCUCAGUGUGUCUGUGACUCACCGAGCUGUAAACUGCGCCCCUGAUUCCUGUGCCGAACCUGGGAAGGGAGAGGGGAUGUCCAAGUAUGAGCUGAGCAUGAACCCGAGCCCUGGAGGCGCAGAGACUGCAAUGUGAUUGGAUUGGACAGACGGCGAGGGAGUCUGCCCUCUCCCAGACCCUCCUCCUUCUCCCAGUGCCCCAGGCCAAGGGCUCCAGGCCCCACCAGGGAGACAGGCCCACAAGAGCAUAGCUCCCUGGGGCUUCCCUUUUUGU
Dipodomys spectabilis (banner-tailed kangaroo rat) is the source of this 1301-nucleotide messenger RNA. It is a transcript of the gene C1ql2, whose product is annotated as complement C1q like 2. Bases 1 to 864 code for a protein of 287 amino acids. NCBI's taxonomy places the organism in Eukaryota, Metazoa, Chordata, Mammalia, Rodentia, Heteromyidae. Gene Ontology annotation, molecular function: protein binding. The transcript has 2 exons. The record is from RefSeq and is a predicted model, not a curated record.